CCGCGUCUCCGCUCAACAUGCACGCACAGUUUUCCAACAGCCUCGACGUGUUGCUGGAGGUCAGAGCCGAGCAGUUGUCAAUCCACGAGCUGGCAGCUCUGCGCGCCGUGUGCGCCCAGCUCAAGCAGCAGGUCUGCGAGGCAGUACGCAGCCUGCAUGCCGCCGAGCUUGCCAAGAUUCUCCAGUGCACGACGACCUUUCCAGCAGUGGAGGAGGUUCGACUCGUCGAGAUCGAUUUCACGGAGUGGGCGGCGCAUUGCGCAGAGCGACUCGCGCACCGUGUCGCCACUCACAUCUUGUGGUUACGGAACGAACCGAACCACCGGUUCGUUGACCGCGCAAAUGCGUUGACCUGCUGGCAGACGCUGCUGGUCAGCCGGCUUCUUGGCGUGCAGCCGCUGGAGCUGGGCCUCUCGGACGUGGCCACCGUAGAGGCCAUGGAUCGAAACCAGCUGAUUUUGCGGCUGGAGGACAUGUUCCACUCUGGCCAGGACAUGGUGAGCGAUUCGCGGCUCCAGCCAGAAUCUUGGCGCCGCUCGCCGGCGGGUAUGCUCCAAUGGGACUCCGUCGACGCGAUCCUGCCAGAUGGGCGACGCGGCAUCUUCCAUGCGUCCCUCGACAGCGUCGUCGGCUGGAGGGCCAGUCAAGGGCGAACGAUCGACCGCGGCGCGGCGUUCCUCUAUCUGCGCUGGUUCACGCGCACAUUCGGUAUCGGCACGCACCCGAAGGCAUGUGUGCAUCAUGCGCUGCGUGCUCACGCGGAGAUCCGCGCGCUGCGUGGCCUCCUUCGCGACGCCACACGAACAGAGUCGGCCGAUGGGCUGCUGCGCCUGCUCCGCCAGCAAUUCGGCGCCGAGCGGACAGCUUCGAUGCAGAUCAGCCUUCGAAACGUGAUCAGCGGGGCGAGGUCGCCGGGCGACGAUUUCCCGUUGCCUGGGGUGGUUCCGGCGCUCGCAACGAGCUUCGAGGAGAUGAUGAGAGAGGUCGCAACGCACGACUUGGAGCACGACAAGCGCGGCAUCCUUCGGCGCAAGUGGAGGGCUGUGCUCUCCGGCUUGCACGCUUUUCGUCAUGGCUUCAGCCGAGUGCAACAGCUCGUGGACGAGCUGACUGCAGAUCAGCCCUGAGCCCCCUCACCCCUCACUUUCACCACAACAGUGCAGUAUCAGCCGGAGAGCGUGAAUCUGCUGACAGGGAGCACGCGGCUCGAAUAGAUUUUAAGUAUGUGUAUUUGGUUGGGGCCACGGAUGCCAACCCCACGCUCCUGUCGCACGGGGUGCAUCGCGGCGGCCGGCGCGCUCGGCAAACAGCAGAGCGCCGUGCGUGAUGAGGCGAGAUGGCUCGGCGCCAAAAGCUCCGGCUCGCGCUGAUGGAAGCUCUCCGGCCUCGCCCUCCGACGAAAAGGAUACUGCGAUGUGUGAGGCGCUCGCUCGGCCGCUCGCGGCCGGCGUCGCAGCGGAGGCCGCCUUGGGGGCGGCGGCGGCCUUGUCGCUCAGGGCGCACUUGCAGGCGAUCACGACUAGAAUCAGGGUCACGAUGCCGCCGAUGCAUGCCGCGCCCACGAUGAGGCCAAUGGCGAGGGCGGAGAGGUUGCACUGCGUAGAGUAGAACACCGAGUUCUGGCAGAGCGGGGCGUACUUGAGGGUCUGCGCAAAGGGUGCAGGGGGCGGAGCGGGCGGAGAGGGCGGAGCUGCUGGCGGCCGCAAUAAGGCAUCCAUAUUGUGCCAAGGUAGGGCCCUGGCCUGGAUCCGGCGUGCAAGCCGAGGUAGGGCCGUUAUCGCCCGGUCGAUUGCUAGCAUAACAGAUGCCUUCACGUUUGCCUUCGUCAUCCGGACCCGCCAGGACACACGCCGCGGGUUCCGAAUACGCCGCGGAUUACGUAACAAUUUGC
Molecule: messenger RNA, 1891 nt
Organism: Emiliania huxleyi CCMP1516
Lineage: Eukaryota; Haptophyta; Isochrysidales; Noelaerhabdaceae
Exons: 3
Coding region: 18-1127 (369 amino acids)
Source: RefSeq, a predicted model, not a curated record